UUUAAAAAGCCAGCCCUGCCACCGGCCACGUUGUUACCGCUUAUGAAGAAGGAAGUGGUUGUUUCCAGUCAAAGAAGGAAGCCAGUGUCUGGCGUUCGCUCCACAUGUCUACCUGCCAUGAUCAAGUGUUUGUCAGAUGAAGUCCAAGCCAAAUUGCGUUCCGGUUUGGCCAUCAGCUCCUUAGGCCAGUGUGUCGAGGAACUUACCCUCAACAGUAUUGACGCCGAAGCAACAUGCGUGGCCAUCAGAGUGAAUAUGGAGACCUUCCAAGUUCAAGUGAUAGACAACGGGCUUGGGGUGGCGGGGGAUGACAUCGAGAAGGUGGGAAGCCGCUAUUUUACUAGUAAGUGCAGCUCAGUACAGGACUUGGAGAACCCACGGUAUUACGGUUUCCGGGGAGAGGCCCUGGCGAGCAUAGCUGACCUGGCUAGUGCCGUGGAAAUCUCAUCCAAGAGAAACAGGACAAUGAAGGCCUUUGUGAAAACGUUUCAGAAUGGAAAAGCCCUAAGCGCUUGCGAAGCUGCCUUGACCAGACCGAGCGUGGGUACGACGGUGACAGCAUAUAACCUGUUUUACCAGUUACCUGUGAGAAGGAAAAGCAUGGAUCCCAGACUAGAGUUGGAGAAAGUGAGGCAGAGGAUAGAAGCUGUUUCCCUCAUGCACCCUUCCACGUCUUUCUCUCUGAGGAAUGAUGUUUCCGGUUCCAUGGUUCUUCAGCUCCCUAAAACCAAAGACAUAUGUUCUCGAUUUUGUCAGAUUUAUGGAUUGGGCAAAUCCCAAAAGUUAAGAGAAAUACAUUUUAAAUACAAGGAAUUUGAGUUGAGUGGCUACAUUAGUUCGGAAGCACACUACAAUAAGAAUAUGCAGUUUUUGUUUGUGAACAGAAGACUAGUCUUAAAGACAAAGUUGCAUAAACUCAUUGACUUUUUAUUAAGAAAAGAAAAUAUUAUAUGCAGGCCAAAGAAUGGCUCCACCAGUCGGCAAGUGAAUUCAAGUCCUCGGCACCGUUCUGCCUCAGAGCUCCAUGGGAUCUAUGUAAUCAAUGUGCAGUGCCAAUUCUGUGAAUACGACGUGUGCAUGGAGCCAGCCAAAACUCUGAUUGAGUUUCAGAACUGGAAUACUCUGUUGAUUUGUAUUCAGGAAGGAGUGAAGAAGUUUUUAAAGCAAGAAAAAUUAUAUGUGGAAUUAUCAGGCGAAGAUAUUAAGGCAUUUAAUGAAGAUAAUGGUUUUAGUUUGCUUGGUGCUACUCUUCAGACACAUGCGUCCACUCAGGAGAAGCGUGACCAGAGCAGUUUCCAGGAAGCAUGUAAUAAUAUCUUGGAUUCCUAUGAAAUGUUUAAUUUGCAGUCAAAAGCUGUGAAAAGAAUAGCUACUACAGAAAAUAAAAACACACAGAAUUCUGGAGAUUCAGACACUAUCAGAAAAAAGACAGUGGACUCACUGUACAAUUAUGAGUCAGAUGGCCUGGGUCAUAGUAAAAUGGAUAACAUUGCUUGCUUAGAAGCAGGGGUGUUGGAAGAAGAGGUAGUCGAAGCAUCAGACUCUGGAGAAAAUAAGAAAUGCAAAAAAUCCUUCUUGGAACACAGGACUUCAGAAAGUCCAAGUGGAACAAGUCCAGAAAUGUUUCCAGGACCUCUUCAGACAUGUCAUCUCUUUGAGGAGAGUGAGGCAGACCUAGAAAUACAGAAAAUAAGUACUACUGUUAAUGUCAUGGCUGCCAGCAUUCCCCCAAGUAGUGGGAUUCAGAGUCAACUGGAGAAAUUUGGAGAUGCUACUGAAGUGGGGUGCCAAGCUCUGCCAUUUGAGACAGCAUUAUUAAGAGUACAGAGUACUCAGAGGAAGAAGGAAAGAAGAAAAAAGGAGCCUAGUAGUCGUGGAAGAGUAAAUGUUUUUAGUUAUGGACAAGUUAAAUUAUGCUCCACUGGCUUUAUAACUCAUGUGGUACAAAGUGCGCACACUAAAUCAACUGAAACAGAACAUUCAUUUAGGAAUUAUGUUCGACCUGGCCCUGUAAGUGCCCAAGAAACAUUUGGAAAUAGAACACACCAUGCAAUUGAGACUCCAGACAGCAACGAUUUAACAAGCACUUUAAGUAAAGAGACUGUUGAACUGCCCAACAGGACAUUUUGCAGAACAAAUACAGGUUAUGGGACAGAGACCAAGCCAGUAGCAAUGGGUGAGAACGUGACUCUUCUUCAGGAAAGUGGUAAAGGAUCACACACGGGUCACUUUUUGCCUGACACACCCUCCUUCCCACGGUGUACAUAUGUCUCCCGUGGUCGGAAGAAAACAGAUAAGAUGAUGGGUUCCGCCAAACACACAGUCCAUAGGAAGCUAAGCUUGCGUUCACGAGUGGGAUCUUUAGAGAAGUUUAAGAGGCAAUAUGGGAGGGUUACCAAUUCCCUAGAUACAGAAGAGGAAAAUAACACUGAAGUCAGGACCCAUCUCAGUCCUCAAGUUGAACCCGACGUUCUGGUGAAAGACAAGAGCCACUUAGCUCUGCCCGAUGGCUGUAAGAUCACUUCCAUGGAGCACAGUGAUUCCUGUGAUACUUGUCAACCCGUAAGUCACGUCCUGAACUCAGAGGAAAUGUCACUUUCCAAAGGAGAUCGCUUUGAACAGAUACCUCUUUGGAGAGAAAGUCCUGUUACUCUAGCAGAGUUAUCUCACUGUACCAGAAAGCCUUCGGAUGUUGAGAAAUCCACUGAAUCACUGGCUUCUAAAUUAUCCAGACUGAAAGGUUCUGAAAAAGAGGUGCAGACAGUGGAGAUGACAGGUCAUGUUAGUGAACGUCCAGGUUCAGAUCCCAGCUGGAAGACUAACAGCCAGCGCACUAGGCUAGACUUACAUUUUUGUGAAUCGUUACCAAGUAAGCAUGAAAAAAGAGAGAGCGAUACACUUCUAACGCUAGAUUCUGCCACCCAGGAUGAUUCUACCAAUAAAACCAGCGCAGUACAUUCUAACAAUAAAAUGGGUGACACAGAGAAGCUGGGAACAACUCUGCUGUUACCCUGUGGUGAUUCUGAAGUCAGCAAAAGUUCAGAUGUUCCUGUGAAAGCUCCCGAACAGCAUACAGGAAGUCCUGACUCUCCCAGUAGAAUGCUAGCAGGUCAGGUAGAAGGCACCACUGCCAGCCAACAUGGCAUGCAUUCCCAGAGCGACGCCUCUGAGGCAGGGUCGUGUUCCGAAAGUAAAGAGUCGAAAGCAUACUCUGUUGAUUGGCAGCAGCAUUUUGACGUAGCCCUGGGAAGAAUGGUUUACGUCAACAGACUGACAGGACUUAGCACGUUCGUUGCUCCUGCUGAAGACGUGCAGACUGCUUGUACCAAAGACCUAACGACUGUGGCUGUGGAUGUCCUGCUUGGGAAUGGGGUUCAGUACAGGUGUCAUCCUUUUAGAAGCGAUCUUGUUCUUCCUUUCCUCCCAAGAGCUCAGGAAGAGAGGACUACGCUAAGACAAAAUAGCAGAGAUGCUGUGGAUGCUGCUGUUGUCAGCGAAUCGCUCCAGUCUUUGUUCUCAGAAUGGAGCAACCCUGUGUUUGCCCGCUACCCGGAGGUUGCUGUUAAUGUCAGCAGUGGCCAGGCUGAGCGUUUAGCCGUUAAAAUUCACAACGUCCUGUAUCCCUAUCGCUUCACCAAAGAGAUGAUUCAUUCCGUGCAGGUUCUCCAGCAAGUGGAUAACAAGUUCAUUGCCUGCUUAAUGAGCACAAGAAUGGAAGAGAAUGGCAAAGCAGGUGGAAACCUGCUAGUCUUGGUGGACCAGCAUGCUGCCCAUGAGCGUGUUCGUUUGGAGCAGCUUAUUACUGACUCCUAUGAAAAGCAACCUCCACAAAGCUCUGGUCGGAAGAAGUUGCUGUCUUCCACGAUAACCCCUCCACUAGCGAUCAUGGUGUCAGAGGAACAAAGGAGACUCUUACGGUCUUACCGCAGACUCUUAGAAGAUCUGGGGCUUGAGUUGGUCUUUCCAGAUGCUAACGAUGCUUUGAUCCUCGUGGGGAAAGUGCCACUCUGCUUCGUAGAAAGAGAAGCCAGUGAACUUCGAAGAGGAAGAUCUACUGUGACUAAGAGCAUUGUGGAGGAAUUUAUUCGAGAACAAGUGGAGCUGCUCCAGGCCACAGGAGGCAUCCAAGGGACAUUGCCGCUGACUGUGCAGAAGGUCCUGGCCUCUCAGGCCUGCCAUGGGGCCAUUAAGUUUAAUGAUUCCCUGAGCCUAGAGGAGAGUUAUCGCCUAAUCGAAGCUCUGUCCUUGUGCCAGCUGCCAUUCCAGUGUGCUCAUGGGAGACCUUCAAUGCUGCCCUUAGCUGACCUGGACCACUUGGAGCAGGAAAAACAGGCUAAGCCCAAUCUUGCUAAACUUCGCAAAAUGGCCCGUGCCUGGCAUCUCUUUGGAAAAGCAGAAGGCUAUGAUACAAAGCAGAACCUGCAACGGUCCAUGCUGCCUUGUGAGCCACCAUGAGGAGAAAAUUACAGAUCUGCAAGGAGCUAAGGGGAAUGGUGUGCCUCUAACAGAGAGCGCAAGCAGCAC
Messenger RNA from Acomys russatus (golden spiny mouse), 4524 nucleotides. RefSeq names its product mutL homolog 3 (gene Mlh3). Gene Ontology annotation, molecular function: ATP-dependent DNA damage sensor activity; ATP binding; ATP hydrolysis activity. Bases 43 to 4455 code for a protein of 1470 amino acids. Gene Ontology annotation, cellular component: mismatch repair complex. The transcript has 13 exons. Gene Ontology annotation, biological process: mismatch repair. The record is from RefSeq and is a predicted model, not a curated record. NCBI's taxonomy places the organism in Eukaryota, Metazoa, Chordata, Mammalia, Rodentia, Muridae.